Molecule: messenger RNA, 1803 nt
Organism: Paracoccidioides lutzii Pb01
Product: ATP-dependent RNA helicase DBP7
Exons: 4
Coding region: 1-1803 (600 amino acids)
Biological process (GO): maturation of LSU-rRNA from tricistronic rRNA transcript (SSU-rRNA, 5.8S rRNA, LSU-rRNA)
Cellular component (GO): nucleolus
Molecular function (GO): nucleic acid binding; RNA helicase activity; ATP binding
Source: RefSeq, a predicted model, not a curated record
AUGGCGAUGGAAACGGAAUUGUCUAAAAAGAGGAAAAGAAAGCAUGGCGUGGGUAAAGGAGACAAAUCAGCAACCGUACCAGAAAAUGCUUCUCUCAACGCUGCCCCUUCUGCAGUACCGAAGGAUUCGAAGAAACGCAAGACUGGCCACUCCGCUUUGAGAAAUGGUGGGAAGAGGGAGCAUCUCGAUGACUUAGUUAAGCAGACUGAGGAAUCAGACGACGUGGAGGAAAAUGAGAACGAGGAAAAUGGAGAAGAAAAGGAUGAGUCUCAGGGGGAAACAAACAGACAAACAAAUGGAGACCAGUUGGAACUACCUUCAUUGAAUGCUGUCUCACUACCACAAACUGAGGCUGAGCCACAGAAAUUCUCAGAGCUGAAUCUCUCUGAGAAGACGAUGAAGGCGAUUGAAGAUAUGAAGUUUGAGACGAUGACUGAAAUUCAGCGUAGGGGCAUACCUCCGCUCUUAGCGGGGAGAGAUGUUUUGGGUGCUGCGAAGACUGGUUCGGGGAAAACGUUGGCGUUCUUGAUACCUGCGGUUGAGAUGUUAAGUGCAUUGAGAUUCAAGCCUAGGAAUGGAACGGGGGUCAUCGUUGUUUCACCAACCCGAGAACUUGCACUUCAGAUCUUCGGUGUCGCGCGAGAACUCAUGGCUCACCAUUCCCAAACUUACGGCAUUGUUAUUGGAGGCGCCAAUAGGAGAGCUGAGGCGGAGAAGCUUGCGAAAGGUGUAAAUUUACUUAUUGCGACACCCGGUCGCUUGCUGGAUCACCUGCAAAAUACGCAAGGGUUUAUAUUUAGGAAUCUCAAGGCUCUCGUGAUCGACGAAGCGGACCGAAUUCUAGAGGUCGGAUUCGAGGAUGAAAUGCGCCAGAUUGUCAAGAUUCUACCCUCUGAAGAUAGACAGACAAUGCUGUUCUCCGCCACCCAGACGACGAAGGUUGAAGACCUCGCACGUAUUUCACUGCGACCAGGACCGCUGUAUAUCAAUGUCGACCACCGCAAGGAGUACAGCACCGUGGAGGGUCUGGAACAGGGCUACGUUAUUUGCGAUUCUGACAAACGAUUCCUUCUUCUCUUCUCAUUCCUGAAGCGGAAUCUGAAAAAAAAGAUAAUAGUCUUCUUCUCCAGCUGUAACUGCGUCAAGUAUCAUGCCGAAUUGCUCAACUAUAUCGAUCUCCCCGUGCUCGACCUCCAUGGCAAGCAGAAACAGCAGAAGCGCACGAAUACGUUUUUCGAAUUUUGCAAUGCGAAGCAAGGGACGCUUAUAUGUACGGAUGUUGCCGCGAGAGGUUUAGAUAUCCCCGCCGUUGAUUGGAUUGUGCAAUUUGAUCCCCCAGAUGAUCCUCGAGACUACAUCCACCGGGUUGGUCGAACUGCUCGCGGUGCGAACGGAAAAGGCCGAAGCUUGAUGUUUUUGCAACCCUCCGAAGCGGGUUUCCUCAAACACCUGAAGGAGGCCCGUGUCCCUGUCGUCGAGUUCGAUUUCCCCGCGAAGAAGAUUGUCAAUGUCCAAUCUCAGUUGGAGAAACUAAUUGGUCAAAAUUACUAUUUGAAUAAGUCUGCAAAGGACGGCUACAGAUCCUACCUACAAGCCUACGCCUCGCAUUCCCUGCGCUCCAUCUUCAACGUCCACAAACUCGAUCUUGUCAAGGUAGCCAAGAGUUUUGGUUUCCCCACUCCACCACGUGUAGAUAUUACGCUUGCUGCAAGUAUGAGCCGGGACAAGAAGCAACAGGGUCGCCGGACUUAUGGAAGCCAGCCUAAACAUGCAUCAAAAUUUAAACGGAGGACGGAAGAUUAG